AUGGCCCCCGAAGUACAUCAUCUGUUCCACCGUCCCAUCGCGGACCAUUCCUUCUCCGCAGACCGUCAAACAUUGGCCGUGACUCGGGACAGCGCCAUCGAACUGUACCAACGGUCUGGAAACAAAUACGUUCUUCAAGAUGAGCUGAAGGGCCAUGACAAGACCGUCACGGGUGUAGACAUCGCGCCCAAUAGCGGCCGGAUUGUGACGUGUGCUCAAGACCGAAAUGCCUACGUCUGGGAACCUUCGCCCACCGGCUGGACACCUACGCUUGUCCUCCUUCGCCUCCACCGUGCUGCCACCACCGUCCGAUGGUCCCCAAGCGAGACCAAGUUCGCCGCCGGCUCCGGUGCCCGCAUCAUCGCCGUCUGCCACUUCGAAGCCGAGGACAACUGGUGGGUGUCGAAGCACCUCAAGAAGCCGAUUCGCUCCACCGUCACCUCCGUUGCGUGGCAUCCGAACAGCGUACUCUUGGCCGCCGGAAGUGCGGACGGGCAUGCAAGGGUGUUUUCCGGGUUUGUGAAAGGCGUCGAUGAGAGACCGGCGCCGGGAGUGUGGGGCGAGAGGCUGCCGUUUGGGACGGUCUGUGGGGAGUAUCUGAACAAUAGUGCAGGGUGGGUGCAUGGCGUGUCGUUUAGCCCGAGCGGUGAUGCAUUGGCAUUUGUUGCACACGAUAGCACCGUGACGGUGGUCUAUCCGAGUGGUCCGGAUCAAGCCCCAAGGGCCGUCAUUAGCUUGACUACCCAGUUGCUACCGUUCAUGAGCCUCGUGUGGAAGACUGAGGAUGAAAUUCUUGCGGCUGGAUAUGAUUGCGAGGUGUAUCGUCUUCAAGGAUCGGAGUCAGGCUGGUCACUUGUGGGAUCAUUCGAGCAGAGUGGACGGCCCGGAAUGCAGGCCCAGCCGGAAGAGUCGGCCCUCAAUAUGUUCCGACAGAUGGACCUGAGAGGCAAAGUCAAGGAUGAUACCCAGCUCAAGACGGUUCACCAGAACACCAUCACGAUGAUGAGACAGUAUGAUGGUGCCCCAGGCGCCUUAACGAAGUUUAGCACUAGCGGUGUGGAUGGUCGGGUUGUAGUCUGGUCAGCAUAG
Messenger RNA from Eremomyces bilateralis CBS 781.70, 1089 nucleotides. RefSeq names its product actin-related protein 2/3 complex, subunit 1. Gene Ontology annotation, biological process: Arp2/3 complex-mediated actin nucleation. Gene Ontology annotation, molecular function: actin filament binding. NCBI's taxonomy places the organism in Eukaryota, Fungi, Ascomycota, Dothideomycetes, Eremomycetales, Eremomycetaceae. Bases 1 to 1089 code for a protein of 362 amino acids. Gene Ontology annotation, cellular component: Arp2/3 protein complex; actin cytoskeleton. The record is from RefSeq and is a predicted model, not a curated record. The transcript has 4 exons.